This is a messenger RNA of Planococcus citri (citrus mealybug), 4534 nucleotides long. Its product is annotated as fatty acid synthase-like. The transcript is spliced from 24 exons. The coding region runs from base 1 to 4353 and encodes 1450 amino acids. Gene Ontology annotation, molecular function: fatty acid synthase activity; oxidoreductase activity. The record is from RefSeq and is a predicted model, not a curated record. Gene Ontology annotation, biological process: fatty acid biosynthetic process. NCBI's taxonomy places the organism in Eukaryota, Metazoa, Arthropoda, Insecta, Hemiptera, Pseudococcidae.
AUGGUCUCAUCAAUAAUUCCCGAACCUUUGAAACGUUCGUCAAGGUGGAUAAGUACUUCGAUUCCAGAAGCAAAUUGGGGAAAACCUUUGGCUCAUCAUUGCUCAGCGGAAUACCUAACUAAUAAUUUAUUGAGCGCCGUUUUAUUCGAAGAAGGCAGCAAACAUAUACCUUCUGAUGCUUUGGUUAUCGAAAUAGCUCCUCAUGGAUUACUGCAGGCCAUCAUGAAACGAUCUUUAUCAGAAACAUGUGCCAAUGUUCCUCUGACUAGGAGGAAUAACGAAGGAAAAAAUCUAGAAAAUCUUUUAAAUGCUAUUGGAGGAUUAUAUAUUGCGGGAUGUGAUCUAAAUGUAAAUGCUUUAUAUCCUCCUAUCCAGUAUCCUGUUUCUAGGGAAACUCCUUCGGUAGCUCCAUUAGCUAAUUGGCAACAUUCUGCACCAGAUGCUGGAGUAUCCUUUUUUGAUCCGGUUGGAAGUCACAGUGGAGAUCCUAUAGUAGUUCAGGUCAACGAUGAUUCGCCAUAUUAUUAUCUAAAAGACCAUCAAAUCAAUAAUCACAUCAUGUUACCUGCAUCAUUCUAUUUGUACCUUACCUGGUGGGUGUUCUCCAUCAAUAAAAAUAUUACCCUUGGUUCAUUUCCGAUUGUUUUUGAAGAUGUAGAACUAUUCAAAAAUUUGACCAUAUCGUCGAGCAAUCCUCGAAAGUUCACCGUUUUUAUUCAAAAAGGAAGUGGAAAAUUUGAAAUUUUGAAAUACAACGAGUCAAAGCCGAAUAAAACGACAAAAAUAAUGACUGGAGUACUUUAUCAAGCUGAUCCUACUUCAAGAAAUAUUAAUAAUGAUGAAAACCUUCACGAUAUCAAGCACACUAUUUCAGAUGACGAGUUCUAUAAUAUUUUCAAGAAAGUAGGGUAUGAAAUGAAAGAUUCAUUCCGUAGUUUGGAGGUAUUGAAAUACAAAGAUAAUGAUUAUUAUGCGAAGAUAAAGUGGCAAAAGAAUUGGGUGACGUUUUUAGAUGCGUUGCUAAAAGUUUACAUGUUUUCUGAAAUUAAAAAUGAAACCGACCUGUUGUAUACUCAAAGGAUUAGAAGACUAGAGAUUUCUGCUGAAGAAAUUUCAUCCAUAGAAGAAGGAACAACGUUGUUAUGUCAUAAACAACACAGUACAGAUAUAUUAACUUGCCCUGGUCUGACAAUGUACUCGGUAAAACACCGAAAGUUCGAGCAAAAAAAGCUGAACGCAGACAUAAAAUUAGAAAAAUUACGAUUCGUUCCUCAUAAGAAUCCAAGAUGUCAGAGUGUUGAAGAAUUGUGUAAAUUAUGUUUGGAAAUAGCUGCUGAUAAUUUUAGCGUCACGUCCCAAAAACGUGAGACGAAGUUGAACAUCAUCAUGGAAAAUAAUUUGGAAUGUGCUACUUUAUUGAAAAACGUUGUGAAAAACUGUGAUACGUUGAAGACGAAGGUUCUUUUCUAUGAACAGAAGCAAGCGUUGUUAAAUAAAUACAACUCGAGGGAUGAAUACUUUAUGCUAGUCACUAAUCAGCUUUGCGAUGUUGGAAAAUAUUCAGCUAAUGCUUUCUUUGUUGUUACCUCAAAUUUUGAGGACAAAGCCCUGCCACCAAAAACUGAUGAAGUUAUUGAAGAAGUCGUGCGACAGAAACUUCAUGAUAAAAUAUUUUAUCUAUUUAAAAAGAAAUCUAUAUUGAAUGGCAAACGCAUUCAAAUUACAAAUGGAGAUAGUCCAACUGAAUGUUUUCCAGAAAGCAGUAAAUCUGAGCUCAUGUUCGUUGUCAAGCAGAACAUGGAUUCGGCUGAUUUAUCGAGUAUGCUUGAGGAUCACAAAAAACCUUCGGAUCCAAGGUAUUUGUUUGUUAUGGAUAAAAAUAUACCAAGCGAAUCAGUUCUAAAAAGUGAACUUACUCGAGAUUCUUCGAUAUCAGUGCUUCAAAAUGGAGAAUGGGGUUCAUACAAAAGUAUCUCAGAAAAUCACUCAGAACUGAAAGAAAGUUCAAAAAAUAUCGUUGACAUUCCUGGAGAUAUUCAGAUGGAAUCAGUGUAUUUGCAAUAUCUUGGCUGUGAUGAAGAAAUUGAACAAUCUGAAGAUAAUAAAAUUUGGAAUUAUGGAGUUGAAUACUCCGGAGUUCAAGAUACUGGAGCAAGAGUAAUGGGUUUGGCUGUAGUCAAUUCCAACGAUCCUAUAUCUAAACCUGAUUCUAUUCUGAAAUGGACACUGCCGGAUGAUUGGAGCUUGGAAGAUGCUGCCACUGUGCCUUUUAUUUAUACACAAGCGUAUUACAUUCUGGAUGCACCAGUAAUUCGAGGCAAACAGUACCUGAGUUCGAUUUUGAUCAACGUUAGCGACGAAGUACCUUUUUGUCAAGCUUGCAUUUCAAUAUCCCUUAGUAGAAAGCAUACAGUCUACGUUACUGUGUCCAGCGAUGAAGAAGCUGUUUUAAUAAAGAAGAAAUUUCCAGAAAUUGACGAUAGGCGAAUAUUCAACUUGAAAAAAUGCUCGUUUCAAGCCGAAGUAUUGAAAAUGACCAAAGGUGUCGGAGUGAGCCUUGUUGUGAAUUGUUUGCCUGGAAUCGAAAGUAUUCGAGAGUCGUUGAAUUGCACCAAUGAUCAAGGUUACUUUAUCCAAAUUGGUAAAACAAAUGGCUGGGAAUCACAACAAUUAGAAUUAUGCUCAUUUUUGAAAUCAAUUUCGUUCAUCAUGGUUCCAAAUAAAAUAUCAAAAUUGUUAGUCAAACUAUCGGCAGAUGAAAAACAAAACUUGAAAGCUUUGGUAGAUGAUGGAAUCAGAAGUGGCGUGGUGGUACCAUUAGAAAGCAAUGUACAAAUUCAAGGAAUGUCUGGCACUAAUAACGAGUUUUAUAAAAAAAAUCACAUUAAACAAAUUUUCAAAUGGUUGCCAAACAGUGAAUCGUGCCACAAUAUGAAUCAAAAGAUACGCUUCGAUGACAAACAUUCUUAUAUUAUUAUCGGAGGUGAAAAAAAGAACAAUUGUUGGUUUGAAUUACUGGAAUGGCUGAUGAGCAAAGGUGCACGAAAAUUCAUCGUCCCUGUUGAUAAUUUCUCCAUAGGAUCGAACACAUCGCAUAAAAUCAACAGAUUUUUGAAACAAAAAAAAGUUACAAUUAUACUGAGUUCAUCUCAAAAAACAGAAUCCCUUCAAGAUGCGGAAACUUUGAUCCAGGAUGCAAAUAAAAUAGCUCCUUUGGAAGCUGUGUUUUUCGCAUCGAUGGAAUCGAUUGGCAUGAAAGUUCAAAAUAUAGAUUUAGUGACUCGAAAACUAGAUCCGAAUAUCCAUCUUGUGAGUAUAUUUUCCGGCGGUCUCAAAGAAUUGGAAUCAAGAAGGUUCGCAGGAUCACCUGCAGUUGUAUUUCAUGGAAAUAGAUCAACCCAUAAAUUAUCUGCUGUUUUACCUCUCAUCGACGACGUUCUGUCGCAAUUUGACAACAGCAAUUCAGCUACUCUUUACCGUUUCAAAAAUACAGAAAACAAAACUGCUGAGCCUGCGUUGAGGAAUUAUUUACCUCACAAUACUAGUAUUUUGGAGGAAAUCGCUGAUGAUUUAUCGGAUAGAUUGGAAUUCGUCGAAGUCACCACAAAAACUCCGCGAUAUUCGAAUUUAAAAGACAGUUUUCCCAUUUUUAUAAUUUCCACCCUUGGUCCUAAACCAUUGGAAGGCUUGCUUUCCAACCUUAUGAGUCCAGCAUUUUGUUCCAGCAUUGGCACAAGUGAAUGUCCCAGCGGUUCAGCAUUAAAGUUAUAUGAAUCUCUCAAUCACAUCCAAAGUGAAGCAGGAGUUACUCUGUUAUCUGAAACCUGGUCCACUCCGAUUGCUUUUGAAUUAUUGAAACUACUGGACAAAGAUGGAAGAAAAUACCGAUUAUUCACCUUGGAAGGCAAUCCUUCGACUUGGAAAGAUCGUAUUCGAAGUUUUGGACCGAUGAAUUCAAAUAAAUUUGAAAAUAAUCUGAUCGCCGAAUUAUUCGAUAUCAACUCAGAAAUUCCAUUAGAUACCUUAUUAGGAGUGAACAAACCAUUAUCUCAAAAAAUAUCAGAUUACAUGUGCAGUCGAAAUUAUCCGUCAGUUAAUAUCUUCAAUAUUUUAAAAAUUCUUCAUUCGGUUCAGUUUGGAUUAGACAGAAUUUCCAAAUACGAAUACAACGAUCAGUUAAUCAAAAAUACAAUUUGCUUGCUACAGAAUCCAAAUGAAACCGAAGUAUUGCGGAUGUCUGCCACGAGCGAAGUGUUUGUGCAUGAAGAAGAAAAUUAUCAGAAAUUUUUAAGCAGUUAUGAAGUCUCGAAAAAAAUCAAUAAUGACAUUUUACACACCGUGUGGUAUGACUAGAAACUAUUUAGUUAGGUAUAUCCGGAGGUCGGGCGAUUCUUUGAUUUUGCGAAUCAGAUUCUUUUGAAUAGAUUCCUGAUUAUCCACUAGAAGAAUAAAAAAAGGAAGCGAGAGUCGUUCCUAUGAAGAUUGUUCAAUUCUCUCGAUUAUGAAUCACCUUUUUUUUUUUUUUUUUACUAAA